CCCCCCGCGAAAUUUUGUAACAGAUUUCCUCUAUUGCCUGAAACCACCACCACCCCCUCCUCCUUUCUGAAAGAUCACCUACAAAAAAGCCAGACUCUCCCUGCCGUUCAUCCAUCCCCUGCCGCCGCCGCCGCCGCGUUAAUUGCCGGGAGAAGGCUGCGGAGCAAACUCCACGUUGCUGCGCCGAGGGCGCGAAGAAAUUUCAACUCGCGGCGCGCGUAGCGCAGUUUUUUAUUAUUAUCAUCAUUAUUUGUACUUAUUAAAAAGAGAGCCGCCAAGUUCAGUGCGGGCAAUUUAUUUAUUGAUUUUAUGAGCAUUAUUUUUGUAACAAAAAAUGUCUUACUUUAUUUUGUAGUUUUGUAACAAACAAAAAAAAGAGAAAUCUUUACGAGACGAACGGCUUCGUUGUACGGACAAUAUUUGCUCUCGUCGGUGUGAUUCACACAAUCAUCAUCAUCAGCAGCAGCAGCAGCAUCCUCCCCCGUCAUCGCUCUGCCCAGUCCGAGCUCGCCGCUUCCCUGCCGUCGAAGAUCCCGAGCAUGGAGGAGCUCACGGCCUUCGUCUCAAAGUCAUUCGAGGGCAAAGUGAAGGACCGCAAGGACGGAAUUACUUACCGCGAAGUCCUCGAGAGCGGCUCGCUUCGCGCUCGGAGCGGCAUGGCCACGGACGAGAUUGUAGCGACUGCUGCCGCUGCUGCUGCUGCUGCUGCGGCGAGGGAAGAAGCGAUGGCGGGGUCCCUAUCGGCAGGGUUGGCCCCGCGGCUGCCAAUGCUGCCCCGCCCGCCGAGCAGCAAGGAGUUAGGGCUGGACGGAGACAGCGAGAGGGAGGACAGCGACUUCGGUGUCUCCAAGGGCCGAGACGACUCGAAGGAGCGGCGGGAGGAGUCGAGGGCCGAGGAGGAGGAGGGCCAAGCGAAGCUCAAGCAGCGCCGCAGUCGCACCAACUUCACCCUGGAGCAGCUCAAUGAGCUGGAACGUCUAUUCGACGAGACGCACUACCCCGACGCGUUCAUGCGAGAGGAGCUGAGCCAGAGGCUCGGACUGUCCGAGGCUCGAGUGCAGGUCUGGUUCCAGAACAGGCGCGCCAAGUGCAGGAAGCAGGAGAACCAGAUGCAUAAAGUGUUUACCGCCUGUCGCCCAGGAGUUCUGAUCGGCACCACGAGUCACCUGGAGGCGUGCCGCGUGGCCCCCUACGUCAACAUGGGCGCUCUGAGAAUGCCCUUCCAACAGGUACAGGCGCAAUUGCAAUUGGAGGGAGUUGCUGCCCAUGCACACCACCACCUCCACUCGCACCUCGCCGCACACGCUCCCUACAUGAUGUUCCCGCCGCCGCCCUUCGGGCUGCCCUCGCUCGCCAGCAUCGCCGACUCCGCCUCGGCGGUGGCCGCCGCCGCCGCGGCCGCUAAAACGAGUACCAAGAACUCGAGCAUCGCCGACCUGCGACUCAAAGCUCGCAAGCACGCGGCCGCCCUGGGUCUCUAAGAGGCCGCCGGCGAGGCCCUGCGGCCCGGCACGACAGACCUCGGCCACCGCCGAUCAGCGGCCGCCACCAAUCGGCCGUCACCAAAUCGAUCAACGGCCGCCAAUCAACGGCCGCCAAUCAACAGCCGCCACUCUUACGGCCGUCACUCAGCAGCCGUCAAUCAACAGCCACCACAUCAACAGCCACCAAUAAUCAAUCGCCCAACGAGUUUUGCCACCGAACGCCAGGAGUAGUCGUGCUGGAGUCCGUUUGUAGCGAUGGUGGUGGUGAUGGUGGUGGUGGUGAUGAUGGAGGAGGUAGAAUGAGUUGGUCAGGAACGUUUCUGCUCCGGCUGAACUCGGCACAAAUGUGAUUUUGUCGCUGACCCCCCACGUCCCCCCUGCCCCCCACCCCCACCUCCCUGUUGACUGAGCACAAAGUUGAACACGUAACGAACGGCACAAGUUGAAGGACAAACGUUGGACUCCAUUUACGAUAUUCUUAGCGAUAUCCCUACGAUACAUUGCACGCAAACAAGUCGUGUGGAACACGUGCCGCGUGUAGUUCGACCCAAGAGCGUUAUCGCGUUUCCCCUUUGAGCCCGACUCUGAUCCACAUGAUGAUGAUGAUGGUGAUCUCGAUCUUUCUUGCCCAAGAGUGACUGCAUGGGGAGGGGAGGGAGGGGGA
Molecule: messenger RNA, 2148 nt
Organism: Petromyzon marinus (sea lamprey)
Lineage: Eukaryota; Metazoa; Chordata; Hyperoartia; Petromyzontiformes; Petromyzontidae
Gene: SHOX2
Product: SHOX homeobox 2
Biological process (GO): regulation of transcription by RNA polymerase II
Cellular component (GO): nucleus
Molecular function (GO): sequence-specific double-stranded DNA binding; DNA-binding transcription factor activity, RNA polymerase II-specific
Source: RefSeq, a predicted model, not a curated record